CGAUUAUUAAUUUCAAAUGGAGGAAAUUUGCCAAGACGCGAUAUGUCAUUUUUAUUGGUUUAUAUUUCUUGUAUCUUCUUUCGUUCAUGGCUGCCGUUACUCUCGAUUCUGGCAGAGUGCAUCAGGGGAACGUGAUCAAUCAUCUGAUCAUCUCGUUCUCGAUUAUAGUAUUGGCGCUCGGAUUCAUGUUUAUCAUAGCUGAGAUCAUGCAAAUGAUUGCAUAUCGUAAACAUUAUUUCGGCACGUAUAAUGUCAUUGACCUGGGCAGUACGAUAUUGCCAAUGAUUUAUGCUGUCGGGGUAUUUUUGAGAAGCAGCUGGAGAUUUGAAUAUGUUGGCAUCUCCAUGUUAUUUGUCUAUGUUGAUUUUAUUCUGCGACUUCGAGUAUUCAAAGAGUUUGGGAUACCAAUAUUUAUUAUGAUAGAAAUCUUCAAAAGGGUGCGAGGGCCUAUUGUCAUAAUUGCAAUGAUGGUGUUCGCAUACACACACAUAUACUGGUUGUUGUUUUCCUACAUGGAAGUUACGGACUUGGUAGGUGAUAGUCCAGUGACGAACGACUUUUCGACUCCUCAACGUGCACUCGUUUCAGUCUUUUUCUUCGUGACAGGCAGUUUUGGGGGCCUUAGUGGUGCGUUUGGCAAUCCGACAGUUGCACUUUUGGCAAUUGUAUUUUCGUUCAUGACUGCGGUUUUAUUAUUGAACAUCUUGAUUGCCUUAAUGAGUGAUGUUGUCG
Paraglomus occultum is the source of this 732-nucleotide messenger RNA. NCBI's taxonomy places the organism in Eukaryota, Fungi, Glomeromycota, Glomeromycetes, Paraglomerales, Paraglomeraceae. The record is from the annotation of a GenBank genome assembly.